AUGAACUCGAUAGACAACAAUCAAUUCGAAAUUAAAUCAACCAAGAGAAAAAUUCAAAGCGGCCCAAACGUUUACCUCAACCCCGCGUUAGACCUGCUCGCUAAUGAAGAUCGCAUGUGCAACACAGCUAUGGAAAUAACACCAAAUAAAAAACGUAAAUGUACCAAAAGCUCUGAAAUUGCUGCAUUUGAAAACACUGCCUUGGACCUUGGAAUAAGUAAGGCAGCGGUGAAUGAAUUCCUUCAGAGAGAACUGAAUAAUGUUCGGAAAAAUAUAAAGCAUGAUAAUGAGCUCACCGAAUCACCUAAUUCUGAAAACAUUGAACCCGAGCCUAUAUAUGUCAAUAUAAUGGAUACCCACAGAGGAAUAAAACAUUAUGACAAACAAAACAACCAAGAAGAAACCAAUUUAGAUAUUGAUGAGAAUGAAUUAGAUUCAGGAAUUUCUGUUCUUGAACAGAAGUCGCUGAACACAGCUACUUUUUCAAGCGAUUUAGAUAAUAUAUCAGCAAUAAACACUACAAACAUACAAACAAAUGUCACUAAUCAAAUAUUUGUAAACAACAACAGCAAUCUCAAUUUGAGUUUCAUCGAUCGGCUUGCUCUGGACUCACCGGCAGCAUCUAACCAGUCUUUAUAUCUAGACGAUGACUUAAAUGAAAGUAAUAUUAUGGAAAUAAAAACUAUUACAAUCAUUACAAAGAAGAAACUCAUACAAAAGAAAACUACAAACCCAUUUUUGGAUCCGAAUCUGGAUGUCAAUGAUGUGCCAUUAGGCGAGAAUCCAUUUUUAGUAGACAACAAUACAGAGAUGGAGUAUAACAUGUGUGAGAUGAAUGAAAAUAUUCCACCAACUAAUAUGAUACCUAGGAAACUGUUUACGAGUGAAACUAACAGUACUAUAUCAACAGUGAAUGAAUCAUCAACCAGCCAUGACUAUGAAAAUAUAGAUAGUUACCGAGCUGAGAGUCCUAUCUACGAAAAUGUGAUGGAUGGAACUGCAGACACUUUUAACAAACAGAGUAAGAUCUUAGGCUGUGAUGUAUCACACUUCAGCGCUGUCGAUAUCAUGAAUUUGAAUAAAAAUAGCCAAACUAACAAUCCUAAUGAAUCUAACGACAGCAAGAAAGAUUUGAAGCACCAUAUACUUAAAGCAAGCAAUAAGCUAUCCAAGAAAGUGUUUAAGACAUUGAAAAAGAAAUUCAAGGGUGAGAAAGUUGAGCACAACAUUACAUUGAACCCCUAUGAGGUACCUCGGAAACCUCCAAAGAUGAAAAUCGAAAAACCAGAGCCAGGGAUUGAGAAUCCUGCACUUAAUUUGGACAACUCAGAUGAUAUUGAAAUUGAAGAGCUGGAUGAUGAAGAGCAUCAGUAUGAAACGAUAAAAACUAUUCGGAAUACACAACUAAAUACAAAUAUCACGCCACUGAAAGAAAGAGUUAUCGAUAAUCAUGAUCUCUCAAACAAUAGAACUUAUACACCAAGCAAAAAAGUCAGAUUUGACUCCACACUGAACCGAGAGAAAGUUAUAACAGGGAAUAGUUUUGAUUGUGACAUCCAGAGUCCAGGGUUUGAUUCCAAAAUUGACAAGUAUCAUGAUGAACUUGAAAAUUGCAUAAAUGAAAAGAAAUUUCUGCAACAGAAUAUGUAG
This is a messenger RNA of Danaus chrysippus (African queen), 1650 nucleotides long. Lineage: Eukaryota; Metazoa; Arthropoda; Insecta; Lepidoptera; Nymphalidae. The record is from the annotation of a GenBank genome assembly.